Suncus etruscus (white-toothed pygmy shrew) is the source of this 1749-nucleotide messenger RNA. It is a transcript of the gene YIPF4, whose product is annotated as Yip1 domain family member 4. Gene Ontology annotation, biological process: vesicle fusion with Golgi apparatus; endoplasmic reticulum to Golgi vesicle-mediated transport. Gene Ontology annotation, cellular component: membrane; trans-Golgi network. The record is from RefSeq and is a predicted model, not a curated record. NCBI's taxonomy places the organism in Eukaryota, Metazoa, Chordata, Mammalia, Eulipotyphla, Soricidae.
CGCCGGGCCUGGGCCUAGGCCUGGGCCGAGCCUCCGCCGCCAUGCAGCCGCCCGGCGCGCCCCCGGCCUACUCGGCGCCCAGCGGGGACUUCACCUUCGUGUCCUCGGCCGACGCCCAAGAUCUCAGUGGUUCCAUAGCACCGCCAGAUGUAAAAUUAAUCUUGGUGUGAGAUUUUAUCAAAGACUCUACAGCAACUACAUUUCUGAGACAAAGAGGAUAUGGCUGGCUUUUGGAAGUUGAAGAUGAUGAUCCUGAAGACAACAAGCCCUCUUGUAUGGAGGAGCUGGAUAUCGACCUCAAGGACAUCUACUACAAAAUCCGCUGUGUUCUGAUGCCAAUGCCGUCCCUGGGCUUCAACAGACAAGUGGUCAGAGACAACCCUGACUUUUGGGGUCCUCUGGCUGUUGUUUCUUUUUUUCCCAUGAUAUCAUUGUACGGACAGUUUCGGGUGGUCUCGUGGAUCAUUACCAUUUGGAUAUUUGGUUCACUAACAAUUUUCUUACUUGCCAGAGUUCUUGGUGGAGAAGUUGCCUAUGGCCAGGUUCUUGGAGUUAUAGGAUAUUCCUUACUUCCUCUCAUUGUAAUAGCCCCUGUACUUUUGGUGGUUGGAUCUUUUGAGGUGGUGUCUACCCUUAUAAAGCUGUUUGGUGUCUUCUGGGCCGCCUACAGUGCUGCUUCGUUGUUAGUGGGUGAAGAAUUCAAGACCAAAAAGCCUCUCCUGAUUUAUCCCAUCUUCUUAUUAUACAUUUAUUUCCUGUCCUUAUAUACUGGAGUGUGAUCACCGCCAUACACGAAGAGAAAAGACAGGUCAAGUACGCAGAGGCUGGGGGUUCUCAUGAGGGGACGGAUGGAAAAUCCGCUGCUAGUGAAAUUUCCACAUCACAGAUGUAAACGCAAGUUUAACAUCCUUUUUUUAAACGAUACCUUUUGUAUUUAAUUAAACGACUGCUGUUAAACAUCUGGAGUUUGGGGGUCAGAAGUCUAAAUUGUUUGAUUUCUUUUUUCAUAUUCUAGUGAAUAAAAUGUAAAAACUUGUGUUUUUUAAGAUUGUGUCAGUAGUCACCUAAAAACUUGUGCCAAAAGCACCUGCUGUGGUAAUUAGAUCCUCACUUUGAAAGGUAAAUAUAACAACAUCUUACUAAUCUAAAAGUGCAAUUUUUUUCCUUAAAGGGUUUUCUCCUGCACCGCAGGUCCUGUAGAUAUAUAUUUAUAUUUAUACAAAUAUAUUUAUGAAAUAAUUCUUAUUCACAGACUAUAUUUCUGGAUAGCCUAAAAAUAAGAUAUUUUAAAUCUGAUGCUUCAACUUUCUUUAAUUUGGCCCAUUAAUCUUUUUAUUUGUAAAUUUAGGUUUUUUAAUUGUCUAUAAUUUUUUAAAAGUCUCAUUCAUAAAUGCAUCAAAAUGUCCUUGUCAGGAAUCCUUAACGACGAAGACUCAUUUUAAUAUUUACUGAUAUAGACUUGAUUUGUUUGAGUAUGCAUUUUAAAAAACUAUUUUUGAAUGUCUAAACAGCUGAUCUCGAGUUUCUGUUUAUCUGUCUGACCAAAGGAGCAAGAGGUGUAAUAGAUAUGGCAUUUGUUAAAAUUGUCGGUGUGUAGUCAAAUGGUAAUAUUUAUAGCUUCAGUAAAUAUUUUUGAGUGGCACUCCUAAAUCAUAAUAGUUGCUGGAAAAGAGACCAUUGAAAGCCUCGUGGUCCUGAACAAUGUUACAUGAACUAGAAAAAAAAUAAUAAUAAAAUGGUUCCCAGCCA